Nicotiana attenuata is the source of this 864-nucleotide messenger RNA. RefSeq lists its product as uncharacterized. The coding region runs from base 23 to 658 and encodes 211 amino acids. NCBI's taxonomy places the organism in Eukaryota, Viridiplantae, Streptophyta, Magnoliopsida, Solanales, Solanaceae. The record is from RefSeq and is a predicted model, not a curated record. The transcript is spliced from 3 exons.
AGAAACAAAAACAGAGCAAAAUAUGACUUCCAGCAUUCACAGCUCCUCCGCCGUCCUCCACCACCCCUCUGCCACCACCGCCGCCGUCUCCACCGGUGAAAACUGCAGGUUGAAGAGUGUCUCUCUGAAGAGAAAAUCUCCACCACCACCACCUUCUUCUCCUUCUGAUGAACCCUCCCCCAAAAAGAUCACUCUCCAUCCCCCACCAUCCUCCUCCUCUACCGCCGCCGCCACCGAAAGGGUACCGGAAAAAACACCAUCCCCUGCUUUUUCACCCUUUUCCUCCAAAAGGGUAUCUGACAAAUCACCAUUUUCCACGUGUUCAACAACCACAACUAAUAAUCCGGCCAUUUCACCACUCCCAUUUUCAAGAUUCACAACAACUCAGCCGCACAAUAACAUUCUGCGGCGGACACUCUCAGAACCACCAGUUUUCAAUUCUUUUACUGCUUUUGUUACGUACAUGAAUUCUCAGUCCCCGGAAAAUGACAAGAACAUUAAUAUCUCUGCCUUUAAUUGGCAACGUCCUCUUCGUAGAUCAAUUUCUGUUCCCACUGAUGCUGAUAUUCUGGCUCCGGCAGCUGUGAACUCUGAAAAGACUACCAAAAGAAAGAUUUUAAUUCAGUUUCUGAAUGAAGGAGAUGAUCACUUGUUCUGAUUAUAAUGAAGAGGAUCACAGUAACAACCCUGAGGGCUCUAAACAGUUUGUGAAUUAAUGAAAAUGAAACUGAUGAUAAAGAAGACUAGUCGGAUGUAUCUGCUUAAUUUGCUUGAACGAAGAGCGGAGUGUUGUUAAUAAUUAGUAUACUACCUAUUUUUCUGUAUAUUUUCAUUAUAUAAAUAGUAUUUCGUAACAGCAUAUAG